This is a messenger RNA of Arachis ipaensis, 1047 nucleotides long. It is a transcript of the gene SAG18, whose product is annotated as senescence associated gene 18. NCBI's taxonomy places the organism in Eukaryota, Viridiplantae, Streptophyta, Magnoliopsida, Fabales, Fabaceae. The record is from RefSeq and is a predicted model, not a curated record. Gene Ontology annotation, biological process: ceramide metabolic process. Gene Ontology annotation, cellular component: membrane. Gene Ontology annotation, molecular function: hydrolase activity, acting on carbon-nitrogen (but not peptide) bonds, in linear amides.
AUCGCGUCCAAAGACGAAACACCGUUCUUCGUCGUCUUCAUCCGCGAUUGCAAACUAAACAGAAUCAUAUUGGCACAGCUCACACUCUACACAAUUCAAUUAAAUUCCACUGCCGAAGCAACCAAUUUUGCAGGUUUAACAGCGGGAAUCGAAAACUGGAACGAAUAUGAGGAAACGCACCGUUUUGGCAUGGGUAGUAGCAGUUGUUUGCUUCGUAGUGCUGAUGAUCGUUACCCCAGCCAUUCCUCAAUCACAAGAAUACCAUGAUUUCGCAGACCAGCGCACCUUCUUUGGCAUUCCUAAUGCACUUAAUGUGAUAUCAAAUUUCCCAUUUAUGAUUAUUGGCCUUAUUGGGGUUAUUCUCUGUCACCAUGGAAAUUAUUUCAAGCUCAGCUUGCAAGGAGAACUAUGGGGUUGGACAUGCUUCUAUGUUGGUGUGGCCGCAGUUGCUGUUGGAUCUUCAUACUAUCAUCUCAAGCCGGAUGAUGCUCGCCUUGUGUGGGACAGGUUGCCUAUGACUAUUGCUUUUACAUCAAUUGUGGCGAUAUUCAUCAUCGAGAGGAUCGAUGAGAGGAAGGGAAUGAUUUCAAUUAUACCUCUAGUUUUGAUCGGUAUAAUAAGCAUUGUGUAUUGGAGGUUCUUUGAUGACCUCCGUCCAUAUGCCGUAGUCCAAUUUGCUCCGUGCAUCGCCAUUCCUCUCAUGGCUAUUUUGUUGCCUCCGAUGUACACACAUUCAACUUACUGGCUCUGGGCUGCAGGGUUUUAUCUUCUAGCGAAGGUGCUAGAGGCUGCUGAUAAGGUGAUCUAUGAAUGGACUCAUCAUAUUGUCAGUGGUCACACACUUAAACAUUUGUCUGCAGCUAUGGUUCCUGUCUUUUUGACAUUAAUGCUUGCAAAGAGGAGUGUUGAUUCAGAGAGGCAAAGUUUACUUAAAACCUGGAGAGUUUCAUGGACCAAGUACAGAGAGGGUAACUCCAAUGUUGAGAGCUACACUAUAUCUUACUCAAAUGUGCCUGUUGAGGAGCCCCAAUAGCAUCUCUUUUCUUU